Molecule: messenger RNA, 933 nt
Organism: Haemonchus placei
Lineage: Eukaryota; Metazoa; Nematoda; Chromadorea; Rhabditida; Trichostrongylidae
Source: the annotation of a GenBank genome assembly
AUGUGGCGACUCAGCUUCCUCAUUAUUCCGCUGUACAGUGCUGUGUUGCAUGAUACUUCGCGAACAGUUGCAAGGCUGUGCACAACACCUGAAUGCUCAGCAGGCACUGACUGUCUUCAAUAUAGGGGCGAAGGAAAAUGCUACAACACAACAUGUCCUAUCAAUGAAGUGUUUUCUUUAUGCCCGUCAAUGUGCGAACCGUCUUGCAAUUCAACAGAAACGAACUGCGAUCAAACAUGCGGACCGCCAGCAUGUGAGUGCCGUCCUGGAUAUGUACGCUACAGCGGUAAAUGCGUUCCACCGGAUUUGUGUCCUCAAGGCCUUCCCACUACAACUAACUCAGCGCAACCAACAUGUGCCGUCCUUGAUAUCGACUGCCUUCCUGGAUUCCAUUGUGAGGAUACAGCUACUGGCAUGAGAUGCGCUCCCAAUCAAGAUCGCAAUCCAUCUAUUCCGCUGCAAUCUCUUCUUUGCGAUCGCUUAUGCCUAGCUGGAAGCCAUUGUGAAGUUGUGAAAGGAGAACCUGAAUGUGUUCUAAAUAAAAAGCUACCUUCAUCAAAAACUACAGCAAGUCACCCUUGUGCUGAAGUGGUGUGCCCGCAAGGACAAUACUGUGAACUCCUUGACGAAAUCCCAAAGUGCGUUCCACUCCCAGGUCCCUGCGCAGCAGUUUUCUGUGCCGCUGGCCGAUGUAUUGAAUACGACAACACCUUUGGAUGCUUCAAUACAACCUGCGGCCUGAACGAGGAGUUCAAAAUCUGUGCUACUUGUGAGAAGACCUGCGAUUCCGUAACGAAGAAAUGUGAGGAUAAGUGCCAUCCGCCGGCAUGCCAAUGUUUGAAAGGCUACAUUCGACAAAAUGGCGAGUGCAUCAAAGGAGACAAGUGCGACACUUCACGGCAAUACCGAUACGGUCCAAAGAGAUACACAUAA